AUGAAAGCAUACUCACCGCCCUUGUCUUUGUGGCGUCUUGUUGAACAGCAUGUACCUGAGCAUGAACAUGAGGAAAUCAAAUCUAUGUUGGGAGCAUCUCUUGUUGAACAGAGUCAAGAACUUCACGAGGAGAUUGAGAUGCUGCUGGAUAUAUGGAGAGAAAUGAGAGGUGAGAACACUGAAAGUGUUUCACCACAGAGUUCAUUACCAGAACCUCCAGACCAGAGAGACCGGCUUAUUCAGGAAAUCUGCUUCUUUGUGGAUAACGUUAAGGAAAAGGCCAAAGAGAAAGGAAUAGACCCUCAACUUAUUUUCAAGAGACAUAAUUCACAAGUCCUGGAUUAUGCAGCAGAACUUACAAGGCCCGAAUCUUCAGCUAAGAGGACAUCAUCAUCAACGUCAUUAGAUGGACGAGAAACUCCUUUACUGUCUUCAGUUGAUAACAGAGAGAACCUCUCAGUAGAAAUCACAGAUGAAGUUCAAGCAGUGAAUACCAAAUUAAACUACUUGGAUUUUGCCGAAGUUUGUGAAAAUUUGAGGUCUACUCUAGAGAGAGAAGUGGAUCAACUUAUGAAGGACAUCCAGUUUCUGCAGAGCUGCCUGGAUAGUGAGGCUGACUUCAGAGAUAGUCCUGCUCCUAAUCCUUUCAGUAGAGAACCAACACUUUCUGAGCUUAGAGAGGAAAGAUCACACCUGGAGAAAGACCUUUUAGCAACAACCAGAAUUACAGCAACUCCACAUGUAGCUAAACCUAGUUUUAUUCUAAGCAACACGGUUUUGUUGUCAGCACCACCUGAUUUAUCAGCAAGUUCUGCACAGACCUGGCCAUCUCCUCUAAAGGCAGAUCACAGUUUAGUGGGUGCAGUAAGAGAGGACUGUGAUACUGAAUCAGCUGCAUCUGGCACAAGCUUGGCAUUGAAGAACCAAAUUAAAAAGGUCCAACUUUUGAAGUCUCCCAUUCAAACGCAGCAGAAAAAUUGUAUAUCAGCUGUAGAAAGUGACAGAAACCCAAAAUCCUUAAAGUCAAACUUAGAUCAAACCCAGCAUGCAUCAAAAUUGUCAUUAAGAGAAAUAUCACCAGGAAGUUUAUCAUCAAGUAAUAAGAAUGAUACGAAGAAUCUCAGACAGUUGCCAGGCACCAAAGUUUCCAAGAAUACUGAAGGCUAUAAUAAGCAAUUGUCAUCACCAGCCAAAUCAGGGAGAAAACAAGAAAAUGCCAAAGUGACUAUGGGAGUUAUAAGGAGAACAGGAAGUCCAGGUCGUGUGAGAGUUGUUGGACUGACCACGGUGGUCAGCUCCCAGUCCAGCAGAGACAAGAACACUCUGUCAGACUUUUCCUCCACAUCCAAAUCACCUUCUGAUAUCAGUCCAUCUUCUAUUUCUUCAUCACUAAGUAUUGACACCCCAGCAAGACCACGCAGUGCACAUGCUGAUAGAUUCAGAAAGAUGGUGCUGGGGUGCAGAAAUGGAGACUGA
Molecule: messenger RNA, 1476 nt
Organism: Candidula unifasciata
Lineage: Eukaryota; Metazoa; Mollusca; Gastropoda; Stylommatophora; Geomitridae
Source: the annotation of a GenBank genome assembly